This is a messenger RNA of Sebastes umbrosus (honeycomb rockfish), 3141 nucleotides long. It is a transcript of the gene terf2, whose product is annotated as telomeric repeat binding factor a. The transcript is spliced from 13 exons. Bases 121 to 2088 code for a protein of 655 amino acids. NCBI's taxonomy places the organism in Eukaryota, Metazoa, Chordata, Actinopteri, Perciformes, Sebastidae. Gene Ontology annotation, molecular function: protein homodimerization activity; G-rich strand telomeric DNA binding; telomerase activity. The record is from RefSeq and is a predicted model, not a curated record. Gene Ontology annotation, cellular component: nucleus; chromosome, telomeric region; shelterin complex. Gene Ontology annotation, biological process: protection from non-homologous end joining at telomere; telomeric D-loop disassembly; regulation of telomere maintenance via telomerase.
CUCGCGAGAGUUCUUCAGAUUUCGCAGUUUGCGAGCUCUCUUCUAGACUUGCCCCGCCUUCACCGAGGAAUCGUUAACUCCUCCUGCUUCCGGUCUCCGUUGUGUGAUGAUGUUGUGAAUAUGGCGGCUAAAGAAACUGUAAACAGCCACAGAGCCGAUGUGGAAGCUACUGUCAACCGCUGGAUAGUUGACUAUUACUCACAUCUGGCGUUAGAGUUGUUUAGAAACGAGGAAUACUCAGGAUUCUGCGGCAUCAGAGAUUUACUUCAGAAUGUCUUGGACCGUCCUAUGGAGUUCUCUGAUGUCAUGCCAACAAAGAUUAAAGUAAUGCAGUUUCUCUCCCGGAUAAACGAUGGAGAAAACCUUGACAUGUCAUUUGAUUCUGACAAGUCAAGAAGUCCUCUGGAAUCGGCCUUAAUGGUGCUGGAAAAUAUGAGCCAGGCAUGCAGUAUGCCGUUGCCACAGCAGGAUUUCGAUAAUGUAUGCGCUUCACUUAAAGAUAUGAUGGUGGCUAUAUUAAUUAAGAACAAUGAGUUUGACAAAGCAAAAGAGGUGUUGAACAAAUACUUCCCCAAAUCAAUGGUUGGCAAGAAAGCUAUAUUCAUGGGUCUCAUCAAGGGGAAGAGUAAAACGCAUGAAGUCAUCGAGCAAAUCGACUUCCAACGGUUCAAGGAGGAGAUGUUGACCUUCUGCCAGAGUCUCUGCCCAUUCAAUGUUCCCUUUCUCCACAAGGCUGCAAUGCAGCUUAUUGAAAAAAAAAAAAUGGAGCAAGACGACAUGUUAACUGAUCCUGAUGAGCUAGACGACACGACCACUGGACCUGAUGAGCAAGACGAAGCAGGCCCGUCCUCUCGUCCACAAAUGAUCAGCAUCCAGUUUGUACCAUGUAAACAUACAAUAAUCCAGAGGACCCGGCUGGAGGCGGCCUACAAGGCUUUGGCUGCAGGUUCAGAUGAGAGAACAUUUCUUCUGCUGGAGGAAGAAGUGGAGGGAGAGGAGCAGGCAAGAAAACAUCUUCCCCUCUCACCUACUCCCAGGAAGGACACCAAUCAGGACUCCGAGCAGGAUGGGCUAUUUCAGAGAGACUCAGGCAGCCCCAUGGAGGCUUCCCCAGCAGACCAACCACCACAAACAGAUGCUGCUCCUCAAACGCAGGCAGGCUACCUCUCAAAGACGCCCUCAGUGCGGAGGAACAGGCACAGUCACAAUGUGGCACGACUGGUGGUCGAGCCGGACAGCCAGGGGAGCUCGCAGUGCACAAUGGCUUCAAAGGAACCGGAGCCUGAUGUCAGAACAGAAGAGCCACCACAGUCACCGGCUAUAACCAGUGAAAAAGACACGCAGAGCCCAAUGACAGUCAGGGAGGUUACGAUACCCUUGCGGAGGCUCCCCAGACGAGCCAACAAGAUUUGCAGCAGCGCAUCAACUAGUAUGGCAGAGUUGUCAGCAGACGGUGAGGAGGACCCCUCUGGCUCUGUGGCUAGCAGGGAAAGUUCUGAGGGAAAAAGCCAUAACCAGUCCAACACUUCACUCAGCAUUAACUCCACUAUGCUAGACCUGUCGUCAUCAGACAGUGAUGAAAACCCACAGCAGUCACCGUCUCCCUGCAAAACCCCAUUGCGGAAACCUCGUAAACAACCGGCCAGCGAUCCUCUUAGCAAGAUUCCAGAUGCCGUCUGUAUCACAGAUUCUUCAUUGGACAGCUCGCCCGAACUGUUCCCUCUUCACCCUGACCCUCAAACACGCUCCACUCCACAGAAAGACUCUGCUCAAGGCAAACGUCCUUACAAUUCAAAAUGGAAAGAGCUGUACAGUACUGCAAAGGAGAGCAAGGAUACAUGGAGUGAUGAAGAGUCAUAUUUCAACUCCAGAAAGAAUACCGGAUCGCACAAUGAGAGCACCAUUUCAAAUUCAGGCAGCAGGAAGAAGAUGUGGAGCGAGAGCGAGACACAGAGGUUGAAAGAAGGGGUCCAAAAAUUUGGAGAGGGCAACUGGAGUAAGAUCAAGUCAUAUUACUCCUUCAAAGAUCGAACGAAUGUCAACCUAAAGGACCGGUGGAGAACAAUGAAGAAAUUAAACGUGGUUUGAGUAGUUCUGAGGCCUUUACCACAAAGCGAGUUCAACAUACCCAGGGUAUAUUCUCGUUAUCUGGUUUAACUAACACUAACAAACGAGAUCCCGCUAAGCGAUCCUACGAUGAUGGUUAUCAACCCAGUAAAUCACCCCAGGGUUUCUCAAUCUGGCUAUGAGCGUGUUCAUAUGAAAGGGUUUGGUGUUUGCAGCAUACGACCAAUCACAAACAUGGACAAGUCUACUGUCAGCGGAGCAUAUUUUACAAAGGAAGCGCAACCUAUAUUAUUAGACAAAUACGAAGACGUGAAACACAUAAUCCAGACUAAAAGUAACACAGUUGAAGCUGCCAAAUGCAGGAAGGACAGCCGACAAAAGAAAAAAAUUGACGAUUGAAUGCAUAAAACAGACUUAUUAAUUUAACGGAACACUCAAAAGUCAGAUAUAGUCGUCUAGAUGGAACAGUGAUAUAUAAAUAGCUUUAAAAAUAGAAUGGAUGAUUGGAUUACACUUCACUGUGCACUUUGGUAAAUAUUUGGCGUGUAUGACUAUUUCAGCCUUCUUUCAGCUGCGUCCCCGAGUCUGGCGUUGUGAAACAGACUUGAAAGCAAGUAAAAAAAUAAAUAUUAAAAAAGCAGCAUAAAUCCAGCUGUCCUUCCUGCAUGUGUCAGUUUAAACUGUUUCUUUUAGCCUAGAUUAUGACUUUAACUUCUUCGUAUAAUAUCAUACGAUCCGCGCACUGAACUGUGAUUGGUCAGUAGGCGGUGCUUUUAUACAAGUUGAUCUCUUAUCUGGAACAUGACCUGCUGCGGGGCAGAUCAGGUGUUCAGCAUAAGUAACCAUGGUGAUCUACAUCGGGUAAGAAGUGAACCACCGCGGUAGGACCGAAAACCCUGAAGUUACCUCGCUAACCCCAAAUCCUGCUCCGCAGGCCUCUGGAUAAGUUCAAGUGGAUGGAUGUUCAGCUCAAGUCUUUUUCUCCUGUUUUAAAUCAAUCAUGUUUGAAGAUUCUGUACAACUUAAAUUCAUGGCACCUUCUAGUUCAAUAAAUGUUCAGGGUUUAAUUUGUAA